AUGCCUCUUGGCACGAAUUCGACGAGAUCCAGAGUGCUGCUGCAAGGAGAUGACAGCACCGUCGCAACCAUGAGGCAGAUAGCCAGGGGCCCGGCUGGAGAGUUCCAGCCUUGGAACCUUUGGAUGGGAGCAGGUGGCAAAUGCACGGAGAAUGGGGCCAAGAACUUCGCGUAUUUCUACAUUUACGAUGGGAUGAACGCCAUUAUGAAGCAGUAUAUGGCGGUCACAACGGGUGUGAAGCUGAUUCUUGGGUAUGUUGCCGGAGUGGGGAACACCUUGAUCAACAUGCCGCUGGAAGUUGUCUCUACCAAGCUGCAGCUGGACGAUGCCAAGGGCUUGGGGACCUUUGGCAUGCUCCAGCGCAUUCUGAACGAAGAUGGGUUUGGUGCUUUGUACACCGGCCUUGGCUUCAACAUUGCCCUGUGCAUCAACCCGGCGAUUCAGAAUACCAUCUUGGACAAGCUGAAAGAGGCCCUUCUCCGGCAAAUGAAACGCAGAAACCCUGAGGUGACUCCAGCUCUCUCAGCUUUUCAGGCUUUCACUUUGGGCGCCUUUGCCAAAGCAGUGGCGACCGUAGUAACAUAUCCCCUGGUGCGACUGAAGACAAAUCUGCAAGCUGGCACGGCGCCCCAACCGGCUGCUGAACCACCGCAACCGGUCAUGUCCAGGACUGGCAGCGGACACAUGACGCGUACGCGCUCUGUGGAGCUGAUUCGCGCGAUGUCCUUCCGUCAGGACAAGAAGCCAGAGGUCCAGACGCUGUGGCAGAGAUUCAUUGAGUUGUACCGGGGCGUUUACUCUGCCCUGCUCAAGAGCACGCUGCAAAGUGCCCUGCUGUACAUGGUGAAGGAUCAGGUGGAGUUUUCCAUUGAGCGAUUUUUCCACCUCACAGCGCAGGCCUUCUUCCGCAAGACCGGCCAAGUGAAGCUUGGCAGUGCUGGCAGCGAGUUCCUGGCCGAGAGCCACUGUGCACAUCCAUUUGUCGCAUGUGCUGCCAUGGUGGCACGUGAGUUCGAUGGCUUCGACGAUGGUUACGGUGACUAUGGCGAUGGAUCCGAGGAGGAGAACCCGGCUGAGGAGGAUGGCAAGCCGAUGUUCGGCAGUCUGGUCGGUGAAGCCGGGGAGAUGCUCAUGGAAGAUGAGGCAAAGAACCAGCGACAGGCGCGCCGUAACUUGCGCAUCCGUGGCCUUCUGAAGGGCCGACGAGACACCACUGUCGAGGAGCUGCUGAAGCCCGACACGUUGGGCGAAGUAGCGACCAUCACCGACCUGCUUGAGCCAAAGCCUGCAAAGGCUGAGGACCAAGUUUCGGAGCUGCCACCCUGGCUCGUCUAUCGUGACGAGCCCUCAGAGGUGAGCCUGCGUCUCCACGAGGAGCUCCUCGACUUUGCUGCCUUUAUGCGGCCGACGAUCAUCGAGUCGGCGGCAAGGGAUGCCUGGACACACACUUUGCAGCAAGCUUCCGAGUCCUUGUGGCCGCAGGCGCGAGUGCAUGUCUUCGGUUCCACUGCCACGAAGCUGAACUUGCCAAAUGCCGAUGUGGACGUUGCCAUCGUCAACAUAGAAGGCGUCAGAGCCACCACGGCCAUGAAAAAGCUGGCCGAGCUCCUGUUGGAGCGCGAGGAGGUCAGUAAAAUUGAAAUAAUCCAGUCUGCAAAGGUUCCGGUGAUGAAGGUCCAGCACCGAAACACGGGGCUGAUGGCUGACAUCGUAGUCAACCGGACCGAUGGCCUCGAGACCGCGCAAUUCAUUGACGAGCAGAUGCGGCUAUUUCCUGCGCUGUCGCCACUGGUGCUGUUUCUGAAAUUGUUCCUUUCACAGAGGAACCUGCAUGAAACGUUCAUGGGCGGCAUGGGCUCCUACGUGCUCGUUUGUGUGGUGCUCUCGUUUCUGCAGCACCACAAGUCGGCCCAGAGUUCCCAUUUGCAUUCGGUAACUACUCUGGGCAACCUGCUGCUGGACUUCUUCAGGUACUAUGGCCAGGAGUUCCGCUACGCUGCAACUGGGAUCUCAGUGCGCGAGGGCGGAUCCCUCUUCGACAGAGCCAAGCGAGGUUGGACCGCAACAACUCGAUCCGGACAGGCGACGUUAUGCCUCGAGUCGCCAACAGAGCCUUCAUUGGACAUUGGCGGCCGGAUAUUCAAGAUAGGGCUGGUCCGAGCUGCCUUCAACCACGGAUACCAGGUCCUGUCGGCGCUCUUCCUGGCGAAAAAGGCUCCAGAAGGAUCCCUUCUUUGCCCAUUCCUCCUCCGACAGGACCAUCCGACCAUUGCGGAGCGCUAUCAGCUCUACCGCGAGCAGCCCGCACCCUUCCUGGAGGGCGUCGGACGUCCGGAAAGUGACGAGGAGGCGCAGGAGCCGACACCAAAGAGGCGUCGUGGGGAAGAUGCGCCAACCGUGGAUGUGCCUCUCACAGAGCCGGAUGCCGACGAGUUGGGCGAUGCGUUGGCCUUCUUGGCAGAGACCGAGGAAGGGCUGGGCAAGGGUGCAGAGGGCCCGGUGAGAGAGUUCGGCCGUAUGCUGCAGGAGGUUGCCGAACUUGGCGGGGCCUUGGACUUUUUGGCUGCGGAGCUCCCAGGACUACAGAAUCGGUGCAGUGCAGGGCUUCGGAUCCAGCGUUUGAGGGGCUCCAGUCUUCACGGGCAACACCUUGAUGCAUUGGCGUUGAUGAAGGGCACAGAAGGCAUGAACCCGGGAGCUGACAACGGAGAGCUCGAAGACGAGGACGACGAAGCAUAUGAUCCCCUUGCUGUGCUGCCCGAGGUCUUCGACACGGAGGAUCCUGCGGGCGACAAAGAUGCGCUCGCCGCGGCAGCGCAUUUGCUGAACGUGGACCCUCAGGUUCUAGCUGAGGAGCAGCGCUUGCUGCAGGAGCAGAUCCACCUCCUCGAGGAGAUCCAGGUCCUCGAGGCUUCAGCUGCAGAACUGGAAAUGGACGAGGAGGGAGACGGAUAUGCUGACCCCGGAGACGGAUAUGCUGACCCAGAGCCAGAGGAAGCAGCCGAGACUGCAGCGCAAGCCGCAACGAAGGCAAGCGAUACCUCCCUGCUGGUGCACGUCCGCGCAGCCAAGAGGAUUGCGCCCAUCCUGCUGUUUGCCAACGAAGCGGGCGAGGUUCCUGUCGCUGCGGCCAUUGCAGCUUUCGCCCUCAGAGAAGCGGCGGCCCGGAUUUGGCCGCAGUGCGCUUUGUGCCAACGACUCCAGAGCUGCUCCGUGCAUUUGCCUCAGCUCCGUGAGGAGCUGCUGCCAGCAGCGGUGCCGCCGCUGACUUGCCGUUUGCAGCUCUGGGCCGGCUUCGAGCGAUUGCGGAGCGACGAGGAUCUUCGGAACUACCGCGAUCCGCUUCGCGGCCGAGUAGACCUUGUGGCCAAGGCGGACCCGAAGAGUCCCCACUGCCAAGGGACGGAGUCUCGGGCUUGGUCUCCUCCAAAGAACGCAGUUGUUCUUGGCCCGAGCACCUGGGACGGCACCAGCAGCCCGCUCGAGCUCACAGAACGUCGUGUGCCGCAAUGA
This is a messenger RNA of Symbiodinium sp. CCMP2592, 3513 nucleotides long. NCBI's taxonomy places the organism in Eukaryota, Dinophyceae, Suessiales, Symbiodiniaceae. The record is from the annotation of a GenBank genome assembly.